This is a messenger RNA of Zea mays, 1093 nucleotides long. RefSeq names its product pEARLI1-like lipid transfer protein 2. NCBI's taxonomy places the organism in Eukaryota, Viridiplantae, Streptophyta, Magnoliopsida, Poales, Poaceae. The transcript has a single exon. Bases 214 to 615 code for a protein of 133 amino acids. The record is from RefSeq and is a predicted model, not a curated record.
CACGUAUUGUAUUAUACAUAGCUUGGUCGUAAGCAGACGACACAUAUACCAUCAGCUAAGCUAGAAAAUGCAUGGUCGUAUAUAUAUUAAUUAGGAGCAACUUGAGUAAGUAAGCUCCAAAAAUCCUUGGGUAUAAAUACCUUCCAAAGUCUCCAUGCUCAUGCAUCAUCAACCGCACAGCACAAUCCACCUCGUAUCGUAUCGACGACCACAAUGGCGGCGAGGCGUUCCAGUUGUUCUUCCACCACCGCGGUACCAUUACUGUGCGCCUCGGCCUUGCUGCUAUUCAUCCUGCUGUCGGCGGGCGUGGCGCCGGCGGCGGCGUGCGGCGGCCACCCGUGCCCGAUCCCGGACGGCAAGUGCCCGGUGAACGCGGUGAAGCUGGGCGUGUGCGCCGACGUGCUGGACGGGCUGAUCCACGCCGUGGUGGGCGGCCCGCCCAAGGAGCCCUGCUGCUCCCUCAUCUCCGGCCUGGCCGACCUGGACGCCGCUGUCUGCGUCUGCCUCGCCAUCAACGCCAACAUCCUCGGCGUCAACCUCGACGUCGCCGUCGACCUCUCCCUCCUCGUCAACUACUGCGGCCGCCGUGUGCCCGCCGGAUUCAAAUGCGCCUAGCUAUCGACUUUGCUGUGGCAGUGCGUGCACAGGUCGAUCGAUCGUCUCUACACGUAACACAUAGAUUGUCGGGAAUAAAAACAGUCCCUGUGGUUGCCAGGCCAGUGUCCAUGCAGACCGGAGGCGUUGACUAGUCUUCAGCGUGAUUGGUUUCCUGUAUGAUAUGGUUUCAUCCUGCAUGCGUUUGUUUUUUCACUCACAUGCCGGCUGCGCACACAAGUGAGUGAGGGGCGUUUCUGGCUGCCUAGGCUCGCGCGAGCCACACGCACAAGUGAGUGAGGGACGUUUCUGGCUGCCUAGGCUCACGCGAGCCACACGCCGCAGGUGCUAGCAACCAAUCAUGUAGAGUAUGUCUGUGUACGUACGUGUGCUGCAGGAUCUAGUUGAUCGUGCUUCUACACAUAUGCCGUCAUAUAAGGUAUACUAUGUGGUUUGUGUAUGGUCUAUGUGAACAAGAAUAUGCAAGUAUGUUUGGGUG